Molecule: messenger RNA, 1271 nt
Organism: Gloeophyllum trabeum ATCC 11539
Lineage: Eukaryota; Fungi; Basidiomycota; Agaricomycetes; Gloeophyllales; Gloeophyllaceae
Product: NAD P-binding protein
Exons: 7
Coding region: 36-839 (267 amino acids)
Molecular function (GO): oxidoreductase activity, acting on the CH-OH group of donors, NAD or NADP as acceptor
Source: RefSeq, a predicted model, not a curated record
AUUCAUCCCCUCUUUCCCCUCCCCCACCCUGAGUAAUGGCAGCACCCAUCAAAGCAGCCUUGGGACGGACGGCGUUCGUGACUGGCGGUGCGCAGGGUAUCGGCCGUGCCAUUGCGACUCGGCUGGCGAGGGACGGCUACGACAUCUCCAUCGCUGAGAUACCCCAAGCGAAGGAUAGGCUGGCAAAUACCAUCAAGGAGAUUGAGAGCUACGGGCGCAAGGCCAUUGGAGUCUUCGCAGAUGUUCGGGAGGCGAAGCAGGUGUACGCCGCCGUAGAGGAGACCGUCGACCGGCUCGGGCCUACACUCUUCGUCAGCGUCGCGAACGCCGGCGUGACCCAGGUCAAGCCCCUUCUGGAGUGCACACCAGAGUUUAUCGAGAACGAAGUCCGCCUUAACCUGCUUGGGCUGAUGAACACGCACAUUGCGGCUGCGAAGCAGAUGGUGAAGCAAGGUUUCGGCGGUCGCAUCCUCGGUGCCGGCUCAAUAGCGUCGUAUCGCACGGCCGAGAACCUUGGACCCUACGGCGCCACCAAGUUCGCCGUCCGUGGUUUCACCGAGGCAGCAGCGAAGGAGUGGGCUCAAUACGACAUUCGCGUGAACGCCUAUGGCCCGGGCAUCGUCGACACUCCUAUGUGGGACCACAUCGAUCGGGAGCUGGCGAAGAUCGAGGGGAUCUCAAUAGGAGAGGCGAAAGCCCUGCGCAUCAAGCGUGAUGUGAAGCUCGGUCGCAUACAGCAGCCCGAAGACGUAGCCAAGCUCGUGUCGUUCUUGGUCUCAGACGAGGGAGAGUACAUCACCGGCCAGACAAUCAAGACUUGUGGUGGUGCAUCUUUGUGAUCAUUUCAUCCUUUCUGUUAGGGUUAAGAGGGAUCAUUGCAGGUUACAUUGGAUAUAGACUUGCAUAAGCGCAUGGAAUUUCGGCCUCCUCGGCUGUUGACAUUUUCUUCUGAAGGAUAACAUCUAACUCGGGUUUCAGUGGGUUCCGAGGACGUUGGGAGCAGCGGUCCGGGUCCGCGACGAGCUCUCUGACUUUACGAAUUCGUCACUCUCGACUGUGGCAAUAACAUCCAAACAACAGCUCCAGAGCUAACGAUGUUUGGUAGCACAUCCAGCCGAGCGAUGGGCUUAUUCCAUGGCCACAUAUGCACCGGUGGCAACGUGGCUCGAUGAACUUGGUGAAGGAUAUAGAUCGACGGGUCUCCCACUUCCUGCCCCACUGCAUAGUAUAGAGCUCAGGUUUGGCUUGAUGCUAUCUGAGCCUCACCUCAG